AUGACCCUGGCGCAGCAGGUCUUCCGCCAGGGCCGGGAGCCGACGCCGGAGCUCGAGAAGGAGAUCCGGGCGACCAUCGAGAAGGGCGAGAUGGGCCCCUACUACGAGCACGUCUGCGCCAAGUUCGGCUGGCCCGUCGACGCCGCGCUGUUGGAGGGCAUGAAGGCGAAGAACGCGGCGGAGCUCGCGGCGCUCGUCGCGAAGAAGGAGGACGCGGAGAAGAACCAGGGCGACAUGGAGGUGCUCGACGCGCUCUUCGACGCCGUCAAGUUCCACGCGCGCGUCGGCGCGAAGGCGGAGGCGUACGCGGCGUGCGACGCGAUCCGCGACCGGCCCAAGAUCUCCACGGGCAAGCGCAUCGACGCGUUGAUGAUGAAGAUCCGCGUGUCCCUCUUCUUCGUCGACGUCGCGGCCUGCAAGGAGCAGCUCGCCGAGGCGAAGAAGAUGGCCGAGGACGGCGGCGACUGGGACCGGAACAACCGCCUCAGCGUCUACGAGUCCGUGUUCAUGAUCAUCAACCGGUCCAUGGAGGACGCGGCGGCGAAGCUGAUCUCGGGCGUGGCGACCUUCACCUGCGUCGAGCUCUGCACCUACCCGGAGUUCGUCUUCUACGCGGUCGUCACGAACCUGCUGAGCAUGUCGCGGCCGGAGCUGAAGAAGAAGGUCAUCGACGGGCCCGAGGUGCUGCAGAUCAUCAAGCAGAUCCCCCACCUCACGGACCUCGUGACGUCCCUCUACGAGUGCGAGUACGCCACGUUCUUCCGGACGGUCGCGGCCAUCGAGCCGCAGUUGCUGAACGACCGCUACUUCUCGCGCCACACGCGCUACCUCGUCCGCGAGCUCCGCGUGCUCGUCUACACGCAGUUCCUCGACGCCUACAAGACCGUGACCCUCGCCUCCAUGGCCGAGGCCUUCGGCGUCGGCGUCGACUUCCUCGACGGCGAGCUCGCGCGCUUCAUCUCGUGCGGCCGCCUCAACGCCAAGGUCGACAAGGUCGCCAUGGUCGUCGAGACGAACCGCCCGGACUACAAGUCCCAGAAGUACCAGCAGAUCAUCAAGCAGGGCGACAUCCUCCUCAACCGCAUCCAGCAGCUCGCGAGGUGCGUCUCCAUCUAG
Aureococcus anophagefferens is the source of this 1116-nucleotide messenger RNA. RefSeq lists its product as hypothetical. The transcript has a single exon. NCBI's taxonomy places the organism in Eukaryota, Pelagophyceae, Pelagomonadales, Pelagomonadaceae. Gene Ontology annotation, biological process: proteasome-mediated ubiquitin-dependent protein catabolic process. Bases 1 to 1116 code for a protein of 371 amino acids. The record is from RefSeq and is a predicted model, not a curated record.